GCAGUUUAGAUAUUCUUUAUUGCCUUUAAGAUCUGUAAGACUCUUGACUAGAAUGUUCUUUUAAGCCAACUUUUAGAAACAUAUAUGUGCAUGGUAUGGGACAAUGUUGUGUUUGGUUGUGAAAAUUAUAUGGCUAUCCCUGCAAAAAUGAAGCUAUAUACCAUUUGUACUACAAAAUACAAUGCGAAGGAUGGUAUCUGGUAUGAGUUGCCUAAAACAUCUACUUAAUUCUGAGAAAAAUAAUGAAGAACGCGUGGUGGCGCUGCAGACUAAGAACGCAGAAAACUCCGCGAAUUCUCCAAUUGUCCUGAAAGGGAGACCAGAAUCCGACAUUUCGGAAGCGGAGAAGAAGCUUUGAUAAUUUCAUCUGGAGAAAGGGAUCGGCUUUCCCCCCCAGCUACACAAAAGUGGAGCCUCUGGUUACCGUUUGCGUUUGUAAUAGAGCUGAGAGGUUUGAGAAGUGCAGGACUAAAGAAACUAUGGAGCAGGAAGGGAGGAUGAUUCCGCAGCAAAGGCAAGUUCUUUUUUUCCUUGUUCUGCUGGGUGUGUCUGGGGCGGCCUCAGAACUGGAGUUUUCGGUGGUGGAGGAGAUGGAGAGAGGCUCUUUUGUGGCCAAUGUGGCAAAGGCUCUGGGGCUGGAGGUAGGAGUGUUGUCAAAUCGGGGGGCCAGAGUCGUUUUCAAAGGGUACAAAGAGUAUUUGCAGCUGAAUUCUAAAACAGGGGAUCUGUUCCUGAGAGAAACAUUGGAUCGGGAGGAGCUGUGCGGUCCGACUAAGCCCUGUGUGCUACCUUUUCAGAUCUUACUGGAAAACCCUUUUCAGGUCGUUCGCUCUGAGCUUAAGAUACAAGACGUUAAUGACCAUUCGCCAGUAUUCCUAGACAUUGAGACAAUCCUAAAAAUCCCCGAGAGUACCUCCCCCGGGACUGUGUUUCUAUUAGAAAAUGCGCAGGAUUUAGACGUAGGGAACAACAGUCUCCAGAACUACACGGUCAGCCCAAACUCUCAUUUCCACAUUCAAAUUCGAGAGGACGCAGAAGGCCGGAAAUACCCAGAGCUUGUACUGGAUAAACCCCUGGAUCGGGAGGAACAGCCCGAGUUUAGAUUAACUCUCACUGCAGUGGAUGGGGGAGUCCCAGCCAAGUCUGGAAGUACCCAAAUCCUAGUGUUGGUAAUGGACAUCAAUGACAAUGCCCCUGUGUUCUCUCAUUCCCGGUAUGAAGUUCAGCUUCCUGAGAACAGCCCUACGGGUUCCCUAGUUGCUACAGUCUCAGCUAAAGAUUUAGAUUCAGGAAAUAAUGCAGAGAUUUCCUAUUCGUUAUUUCGUGCAUCUGAACGUAUUCGUAAAACCUUCCAAUUAAAUGAAAAAUCCGGAGAACUUCGUCUAAAAGAGAAACUGGAUUUUGAGUCAAUUCAUACUUACACAAUAAAUAUUCAGGCCACAGAUGGUGGAGGCCUUUCUGGAAAAUGCACUAUAGUUGUUCAAGUGAAGGAUUUAAAUGACAACCCUCCGGAGCUGAUUAUGUCCUCAUUUACCAGCCCCAUCCCAGAGAACUUGCCUGAGAUAACUGUCGCUGUUUUCAGCGUAUCAGAUGUAGACUCUGGGGAAAAUGGAAGAAUAGUUUGCUCCAUCCAAGAUGAUCUUCCCUUUGUCCUAAAACCUUCUUUUGAAAACUUCUAUACGUUGGUAACAGAUGGAGCAUUGGACAGAGAGAACAAGGAAGAAUAUAAUAUCACUAUUACUGUCACAGACUUGGGGUCUCCUAGGCUCAAAACCGAGUACAAUUUCACAGUAUUAAUCUCCGAUGUCAAUGAUAACCCUCCAGUGUUUUCUCAGAGAGUCUACAAAUUGUACCUGCAGGAGAAUAACAGUCCUGCCCUCCACAUUGGCAGUGUCAGUGCCAGUGACAGGGACUCAGGAAUCAAUGCCAAAGUCACCUACUCUCUGCUGCCUCCAGAGUCUGAAGACCUGCCCCUCUUCUCCUACAUUUCCAUCAACUCAGACAAUGGCUAUCUCUAUGCUCUGAGAUCUCUGGAUUAUGAAGCCAUCCAAGCUUUCCAGUUCAUUGUUAGAGCAGCUGAUGGUGGUUCUCCAUCACUGAGCAGCCAGGUUCUUGUUCAGAUUGUGGUACAGGAUGAGAAUGAUAACUCCCCCUUUGUUCUGUACCCCCUGCAGAAUGGCACAGCUCCCUGCAAUGAUCUGGUGCCCAGAACUGCAGAGCCUGGUUACCUGGUUACCAAGGUGGUAGCUGUGGAUAGGGACUGGGGACAAAAUUCCUGGCUUUCCUACCAGCUGGUCAAGUCCACAGACCCAGGUCUCUUCACUUUGUGGGCCCACAAUGGAGAAGUUCGCACAACUAGGCCCAUUAGUGACAGAGAUGCUAUCAAGCAGAGGCUUGUGGUGCUGGUGAAAGACAAUGGGCAGCCAGCUCUCUCCACAAUGGCUACACUAAAUGUGCUCCUGGUGGAUGGUUUCUCAGAACUAUAUGUGAAGAUCCCAGACUCGAACAAGGAGCAGAUCCAAAAUGACUCCCUCACUCUUUACUUGGUCAUUUCUCUGGCUUCAGUGUCCAUUCUAUUUCUUGUCUCUAUCAUUCUGUUUAUCACCAUAAGACUGUGGAAAAGAAAGACUAAUAAAGGAAAUAGUCACUUUCUAUCCAGCGCUCCCUUCCAGAGCCAUUUGGUGGAUGUCAGUGGCACUGGGACCUUGUCUCAGAGCUACAAAUAUGAAGUAUCUCUGACCAAUGACUUAGGGACAAGUGAGUUCAAGUUCUUAAAGCCAAUUAUUCCCAGUUUUCCUCUUCAAAAAUCUGGGAAUGAUGCAGAGAACAAUCCAGCAUCUUAGAAUAACUAAGCUUAGUAAUACAGUUUUAAGAACAGACUUUGAAAGUCUUUUCCCCCCAUCAGUUUUACUCACUCAUUCUAAUUUCUUCCUUAAGAAAUUCAAUAUAUAACUUGUAUGUAAAUUUCACAUUUACAGUUGUAUCCUCUCAUUUGCAUUAGUAUUAGAAAUGAAGUAACAUCCUGUAGAUAAUGAAAAAUUCUUCUAAUCUCUCUUCUCUCUCUCUCUCUCUCUCUCAAGCUUUUCAUUUUCAAAAUAUAGGCAAGGAUAAUUUGACAACAUUGAC
Messenger RNA from Sarcophilus harrisii (Tasmanian devil), 3126 nucleotides. RefSeq names its product protocadherin beta-2-like. The coding region runs from base 480 to 2843 and encodes 787 amino acids. Gene Ontology annotation, biological process: homophilic cell-cell adhesion. Gene Ontology annotation, molecular function: calcium ion binding. The transcript has a single exon. The record is from RefSeq and is a predicted model, not a curated record. Lineage: Eukaryota; Metazoa; Chordata; Mammalia; Dasyuromorphia; Dasyuridae. Gene Ontology annotation, cellular component: plasma membrane.